AUGGAAAAUAUUCGUAGUCAAGAUUCAAGACGGACACAAAAUGCAAGACAUCGAAGACAGCGGAUGAGUGUUGAGCAAAGACAAGAAGAAUUGGCUAGAAGGCGUUCGAAUUAUAGACAAAAUAAAGACAAAGGAAAACAAGUUCAAACAUGUGAUCUUUCUGAUAUGAGAACCAUGAUGCCAUUUCAAGACUUGACAAAUGCCAAUUUUGCUUCUCGGUUUUAUCAAAGAGCACAUGACAAUGAAGCUGGACCGAGUACCACAUAUGCCAGUCGCGUUCCAUCCACGGAUAAAAAUUUUAUAUACCCGAUUUUCCAACAAAAUGAUAACCACGAAGCAAGACCAUUUAUAAGAAAUAUUGAUGACAAUGAUUAUGAAUCACAUUCGCAAAAUAUUAAUUCACCUGUUGAAACUCACAAAACACAAACAGUUUUUGAUCAAGGUGUUCAUGUCGACGAAAGUUUGGUUGCAACUGGUCGUGGUAUUUACACAUUUCGUGCUCAAGGCGCAAUUUAUCACAAAAUAGGAGGUUUUCAUCCGAAUCAAGGUUCAAGGCCACGUUACUUGCAGUUAUACAUUUAUGAUACCGAUCAUGAGCUUCAAAAUAGGAUGAGGGAAAACCCAAUACUUAACCAAGCCGUAGUGUAUAAAUUGCAAAAACUACUCCACCAAUGCAACCCGUUUGUCAUCAUGUUUAGGAAGGUUGCACUAGAGCCAAAUAUUAAACAAUGCGGUGGUGAUGAAGAUACAAUAAAACGUGGAAGAGAUAUAAAUGUGAUCAAUUGUGAUGGAAAGCUAACAAAGGUUCAAGAAACAAUGGGGUAUUAUGAUCCUUUACAGUAUCCUAUAUUGUUACCGUUUGGAACAUAUGGUUGGGACAUAGAAACAAAAACUACUGUUGGAAAAAAUGUUACAUGCCGAGAGUACUACAGUUAUGUGCUUCAGGGUCGACUUUUACAACAGUAUGUUGUAGACAAUUAUGUAAAGAUUGAGAUAGGAAGGUUAAGAUGGAUCCGAAGAAAUCAAAAUAAUAUUCGGUCUGAGAUAAUGUCGGACAAAGAACAAUACUGCCAUCGUCAUUUAUUGGCAGUAAGCGAGAUAUGA
Messenger RNA from Lathyrus oleraceus (garden pea), 1104 nucleotides. RefSeq lists its product as uncharacterized. Lineage: Eukaryota; Viridiplantae; Streptophyta; Magnoliopsida; Fabales; Fabaceae. The record is from RefSeq and is a predicted model, not a curated record. The coding region runs from base 1 to 1104 and encodes 367 amino acids. The transcript has 7 exons.